This is a messenger RNA of Alexandromys fortis (reed vole), 788 nucleotides long. RefSeq names its product MYD88 innate immune signal transduction adaptor (gene Myd88). Gene Ontology annotation, cellular component: plasma membrane. NCBI's taxonomy places the organism in Eukaryota, Metazoa, Chordata, Mammalia, Rodentia, Cricetidae. The transcript is spliced from 2 exons. The record is from RefSeq and is a predicted model, not a curated record. The coding region runs from base 136 to 633 and encodes 165 amino acids. Gene Ontology annotation, biological process: innate immune response; toll-like receptor 4 signaling pathway; positive regulation of canonical NF-kappaB signal transduction. Gene Ontology annotation, molecular function: Toll-like receptor binding; TIR domain binding.
AGGGACUCCAGAUUCUAGCAAAGGGCGGAGCUUCUCGGAAAGUGAGGGAAGGCGGGGCUGGCAGAAACCUUAGGGGAAGUAGGAAGCUGGGCUGGCGAGCGGACCGGACCUAACCGAAGCUCAGGUUGGCUCGCCAUGUCUGCGGGAGGCCCGCGCGUGGGAUCCGUGUCCCGGGACUUCUCCAAGUUCUCCCUACCAUUGGCCGCGCUCAACAUGGGAGUGCGGCGCCGUCUCUCGCUAUUCUUGAAUGUCCGGUUGCCGGUGGCGGCCGACUGGACCUUGCUGGCGGAGGAGAUGGGCUUCGAGUACUUGGAGAUCCGACAGCUGGAGACGCGCCCUGACCCCACGGGCAGUUUGUUGGAUGCCUGGCAGGGGCGCUCUGGCGCGACGGUCGGCAGACUGUUAGAGAUGCUGGCCACGUUGGACCGUGAGGAUAUACUGCGGGAGCUGUUGCCCCACAUCGAGAAUGACUGCAAGAAAUACAUAACGAAGCAGCAGAUGCAGGAAUCUGAGAAGCCUUUACAGGUGGCCAGAGUGGAAAGCAGUGUCCCACAAACAAAGGAGCUGGAGGGGAUCACCACUCUUGACGACCCGCUGGGUGAGGGCCGAGUGUUGUUCCCCUGGAUAGGCUAGGUGGGCCACAGCCCCCGGAUGCGUGCAGAGCAUGGACGGACCUGGGGCCUUGAGCAAGUCCCUCCUUCUUUCUGAGUCUCGGUUUCCCCAUUCAAGAAAUGGGUAUAGCCGGGCAGUGGUGGCGCACGCCUUUAAUCCCAGCACUCAGGAGGCAG